This is a messenger RNA of Hypanus sabinus (Atlantic stingray), 168 nucleotides long. Its product is annotated as cytochrome b-c1 complex subunit 10-like. Bases 1 to 168 code for a protein of 55 amino acids. Gene Ontology annotation, biological process: mitochondrial electron transport, ubiquinol to cytochrome c. Gene Ontology annotation, cellular component: mitochondrial inner membrane. The transcript has a single exon. The record is from RefSeq and is a predicted model, not a curated record. Lineage: Eukaryota; Metazoa; Chordata; Chondrichthyes; Myliobatiformes; Dasyatidae.
AUGUUGGAGCGAAUUCUCGGGCCCAGGCACGGGCAGCUGCUGAAGAACUGGAUUCCAACUAUCUCUACAUGGGGAGCAGUGGCUGGUGUACUGCCGGUCUACGUGACAGAUCGGAAUUUUAUAGUCAGCCGUAUCCCAUACAUAAAAGGAAAAUUCAAGAGUGAUUGA